CCAAGAGCAUCCAUCUUCUUUCAAUCAAAAAAGAAGAAUCUUUAGCUAGAUUUAGGGGGAAAGGAUGCAUUUAUACAAUAUCACACUUGUGCCGCCAUCCAAUAUAACAGCGGCUGUUGUUGGACAAUUUAGUGGAACAAGACAGCAAGAGAUUGUGGUAUGCAAGGCAGGCACGAGACUGGAACUUAUACGACCCGACACGAAUACGGGAAAGCAGUAUACAGUCUUGGAGCAAGAUGCAUUCGGAACAGUGAGGAGUCUGGCAAGCUUUCGAUUGACAGGUGGUACACAGGAUUACUUGAUCAUCGGCUCGGAUUCAGGUAGGAUCACAAUUGCCGAAUAUGUUGUCAAACAAAAUGCAUUUCGUGUAGUUCAUCAAGAGACAUUUGGAAGGUCAGGCGCCAGGAGGGUGGUUGCAGGACAGUACUUGGCAACUGAUCCAAAGGGAAGAGCAACGAUGAUCGGAGCAGUGGAAAAGUCAAAGUUGGUAUACAUCUUGAACAGAGACGCAGAGGCAAACCUAACAAUAUCCAGUCCUUUGGAGGCACAUAGACCUAAUGCGAUCAUACAUGCAAUUGUGGGUGUUGAUGUAGGAUAUGAGAACCCUUUGUUUGCGACACUAGAGGUGGACUAUGACGAAGCAGAUCGGGAUCCGUCAGGAGAGGCCUUCGAACGUACAGAGAAGCUCUUGACGUAUUACGAGCUGGAUUUGGGACUGAAUCAUGUCGUCAGGAGAUGGUCUUCGCCUGUGGAUAUGCUUUCCAACCAUCUAGUGCAAGUGCCGGGUGGAUACAAUCAAAACACAGAAAGAUGGGAAGGACCAAGUGGAGUUUUGGUCUGCUCAGAAGAUUACAUUACAUACAAACACAAUGUCGGCGAGGAUCACAGGAUACCCAUCCCGCGAAGGCUCAAUCCUGUCGAGCGAGCAUCAGAGAGGAGAGGCAAUAUCAUAGUCGCAAGCGUCUGCCAUCGUAUGAAAACAGCAUUUUUCUUCCUACUGCAAAAUGAAAAUGGAGAUUUGUUCAAGGUGACGAUUGAUCAUGAAGGUGAAGAAAUGCAAUCUCUAAAGAUCAAGUACUUCGACACUGUUCCUCUUGCGACGAAUCUGUGUAUUCUUCGUGCGGGAUUCUUGUACGUUGCGGCAGAAUCUGGUAAUUCUUCGCUUUACUCCUUCCAGAAGCUAGGCGAUGAUGACGACUUCCCGGAAUAUGCAUCGUCCGACUAUCCUCGGUUGGGCAUGACAGAAACGCCACCUGCUUGUCCAACAUUCACGCCAAGGCCGCUGGAGAACCUUUUGUUGACAGAUGAGAAUGACGCUUUGGAUCCUUUGUUAGACGCUAAACUUCUCAAUCCGUUAGCAAGCGAUACACCACAGAUAUUCACAGCAUCAGGUCGCGGUCCAAGGAGUCAUCUAAAGAUGUUGCAGCAUGGUCUUGAUGUUCAAGAGGCUGUCAGUAGUGAAUUACCGGGAGUGCCCAAAUCAGUCUGGACGACUAAGUUGCGUGCGAACGACGAACACGAUUCGUACAUCAUUCUUUCAUUCGUCAAUGGUACUUUAGUCUUAUCGAUUGGAGAAUCGAUUGAAGAAGUGAGCGAUAGUGGCUUGCUAACAUCUGCACCGACAUUGGCAGUACAACAAUUAGGCGAUGAUGCGCUUCUACAAGUUCAUCCAGAUGGAAUACGUCAUAUCUUAGCGGACAAGCAAGUCACAGAAUGGACAGCUCCUGAAACAUCAAAUGGCGAACAGAGUAGGAUUGUCCAAGCUGCCACUAAUUCCAGACAGGUUGUCGUGGCUUUGGAGCCCAGUAACGAGCUCGUAUAUUUUGAAUUAGAUAUGGACGGUCAAUUGAAUGAAUAUCAAGAUAGGAAAGCAGUCGGUUCAUCUGUGCUAACGAUGAGUUUGGGAGAAGUGCCAGAAGGAAGACAGAGAACGCCUUACCUUGCCGUCGGAUGUCAAGAUCAGACAGUUCGUAUCAUUUCAUUGGACCCGGACAACACCCUCGCUUCCGUUUCCAUUCAAGCUCUGACCGCGCCUCCUAAUAGCAUCUGUGUCGCAGAGAUGAACGAUAUGUCAAUCGAUCCAAAUCAUCCGACAAUGUUUGUCAAUAUUGGUUUGACGAAUGGUGUCUUGUUGCGCACUGUGCUCGAUCCAAUCUCAGGUCAGUUGACCGAUACAAGAUUACGUUUCUUGGGCGCCAAGCCGGUUCGUCUGAUCCGUGUUAGAAUGCAAGGCAAUGAGACAGCAGUGCUCGCAUUGAGUACUAGAAGCUGGCUCUCUUACACGUUCCAACAACGUACCCACUUUACGCCUUUGUUAUUCGAUAGCUUGGAUCAUGCUUGGACGUUCAGUGCUGAAUUGUGUCCGGAAGGAUUGAUCGGAAUCAGUGCUGGCAAUUUACGCAUCUUUACGAUUCCUGUGCUCGGACAAAAGUUCAAGACGGAUAAAUUCGCGUUGACCAAUACGCCUCGACGAAUUGCAUCUCAUCCAGAUGAUGUAAACUUAGUCUUUAUUGCUGGUGCUGAUCAUCGGGUGAUGUCAGAAUGGGAAAAGGAGAAACGAUUGGCUGAAUUGGGUCGCGAUUUGAAGCCGAAAGAUCAGGGUGUGCUCAACCUAUCGCCAGCAGAAUUUGGUCCCGUUCGUGCUGAGGCUGGAAAUUGGAGUAGCUCCGUUCAAAUUGUGGACAUCCGUCAAGCCGAUAAGCCCAUCCAUACGCUACAGCUGGAGAACAACGAGGCAGCAACUUGUCUAUGCCUGGCUUCGUUUGCAAACGAUCCUUUAGCUCAGAAUGGAUCGGCUAUGACAAACGGUAAUGGCGCCGCAAUGAAUGGCUAUCAUGAAAGCUCGCCUUAUCUGAUCAUUGGUAGCUCUGUAGGUGCAACUGUGCGACCAAGAUCUUCGACAAAGAAUUACCUCAGCGUCUACGCUUUGGAAAGUGAGGGCAAAUCACUGACUCUCAUCCACAAGACGGAAGUGGACGAUAUUCCGAGCGUCGUACAACCGUUCGGCGGACGAUUGGUGGCCGGAAUAGGCAAGGCAUUGAGGGUGUAUGACAUGGGUCGAAAGAAGCUAUUGCGUAAAUGUGAAAAUAAAUCGUUCCCGACAAACAUUACUGCAAUUUCUACUCAAGCAGGUCGAAUCGUGGUUGGAGACGUACAAGAAUCGACAUUCUUUGUAACGUACAAGCCGAUUGAGAAUCGAUUGUUAAUCUUUGCAGAUGAUACGCUGCCAAGAUGGACGACCGCUUUGGCCAUGCUGGACUACGAUACUGUUUGCGCUGGGGACAAAUUCGGUAACAUCUUUGUCAAUCGAAUCGAUGGUGAGGUCAGUAAAUCGGUCGAUGAAGAUACGACUGGACUUACGGUGAUGCAUGAGAAACCAUACUUACAAGGAGCACCGCACAAACUUACCCUUGAAGCUCAUUUCCAUCUUGGCGAUAUUGUAAUAAGCAUCCACAAAACUUCACUCGUUGCAGGCGGUCGACCGGUGAUCAUUUAUACAUGCUUAGGAGGCACGGUUGGAUGUUUGGUGCCAUUUAGUAGUAAGGAGGAUAUGGAGAUGAUGACAUCGCUGGAAAUUCUAAUGAGAAAGGAACAGAUUCUUAACCUUUUAGGAAGGGAACAUAUGUCUUUCAGAGGAUCUUAUACCCCGGUCAAAUCAGUGAUCGAUGGAGAUUUGUGCGAAUUGUUUGCUACUUUACCACUCGUUCGACAAAGGGCGAUCGCGGAAGAAUUCGAACGCACGCCUGCAGAAAUGAACAAAAAGCUUGAAUCGAUCAGAACUACAAGUGCUUUCUAAAAAGACAUGCUGUUGUACUCUAGUGUAGUAUAAUUCAAA
Molecule: messenger RNA, 3835 nt
Organism: Meira miltonrushii
Lineage: Eukaryota; Fungi; Basidiomycota; Exobasidiomycetes; Exobasidiales; Brachybasidiaceae
Product: putative splicing factor 3B subunit 3
Exons: 1
Coding region: 65-3796 (1243 amino acids)
Biological process (GO): mRNA splicing, via spliceosome
Cellular component (GO): U2 snRNP; nucleus
Molecular function (GO): U2 snRNA binding; protein binding
Source: RefSeq, a predicted model, not a curated record